AUGGAAGAGCUCACCACAAAGCUGGAGGCCUUCCACAACAAUCCUGAUGAGCGAAAUCAGAAGGAGGCAGCGAUCGUAGAGGAUCUGAAUCGCUUCUUCGCGGCCCACAACAAGACGCCAGACUGUAGUAGUCGUUCAUCUUUCACCGAGACCGCCCCCUCGCCCGACUUCGUCGCUCAGUUCGGCUGGGCCACCCGCGCUGCCUUCGUCGCCGCCCUCCUCGGCACCCUGCGCGCCCCUGACUGUGUGCGGCGGUGCUGCGUGUGUUCAAGCUGUGCACGCGGGAGGCUCAACACGCAGAAGACUUUUGCCCAGCCCGAGGUGCUGGAGCUGAUGCUGGCCCACACGAACCUGGGCGUCGACGAUCAUGUUGAAGAUGUCGACGGCGCUUCUUCGAGGCAGCGCCACCCGGUGGCCGUGGCGGCCGAGGCCCUGCGGUGCAUCGUCAACCUGGUCCACCACUCGCCCGCCGCCCUGGCCCCGCGCCUCUACGCCACCGUCGGCAUGCGCCCGUUCCUGCGCGCUCUCGAGCGCGAGCCCGACCCGACCUACCGCCUCUCGCUCCUCCGCCUCGUCUUCAACUGCUCCCUCGAAAAGUCGGCGAAUCUGCCGGAGCUGCAGGCGCAGGGAGCUCUGCGGCUCGCCAUUCGGGUGCUUGCGCACGCGCUGGACCACAUCAAAGGCGGUGACGGAGCCGACAACGACGACGAGCAGGAGCAGGUGGCGACGGAGGCCCUGCGGCUCAUUCUCAACCUCACCCUCCACCUGGGUCCCCUCUCCAACCCGCCCAACCCGCUCCCCAAGCCCGACGAGGUGGAGUCGUGGCAGCAGCUGGUGCCGCACAUCCACCGGGUGAUGGAGCUGGGCGCGGGCCACCAGCGGCUGCAGCACUUUGCCGUGGCGGUGCUCGUCAACACGCCCCAGGGCUGCGCCCACCACUUCCGCAUCGACACCGCCAGCGUGGACUCCCUCCUCGACUUCCUUCGCCGCCAAUUCGACCACCCUGAUGAGACGCAGGUGGCGCCGGUGCUGAUGGUGCUGGUGGCGAUCGCGAAGGGGAUCCCGGCGCUGCGCGAUUAUAUGAUGGCCCGCUGCUUCCCCGCCCAGCCCCCGCCCCUCUCCUCCUCCAAGCCCAUCGAGCCUCCGUCCAAUUGGAUGGAGAACGAGAUUGGCAGCCGCCUGCUGAAGCUCAUGACGGCCGUCAACUACGGCCUCAAGCACUACGUCAACGAAUUCAUCUACGUGCUUUGCGCCGAAGACGUUGAUGCGUUUGUGAGGAUCACCGGCCUGGGCAAUGCUGCUGGCUGGCUGGCCACGCGCAACCUCUUCCAGGGCUUCCAGAAGAUGGGCUCCGCGGCCCCGACGUCCACUUCAUCGUCGUCGUCGUCAAGGGCGACACACCAAGCCAAGGCCCAGACCAAGGGCGGUCCCGAGGACGAACAAGAAGAGAACGAAAACGAAAACGAAAACGAAAACGAAGACGAGUACGAAGAAGACGAGCUCGGAAGGCUGAGGAGGCGCGGCCACGGCGGCGAGGGUGGUGGCGGCGGCGGCGGUGACGACGGUGAACGGGACGAAGCUAGCCUGCUCGAGCUGAUCGGCAAGCUCGAGAGGCUGCAGCAGCUGGGCGUCAUCAGCGUCAUGCCGGCCAACAACAGCAGCAGCAACAACCACGGCAACGACAACGACAACGAGAAACAGAACAACAACACGAAGAAGGGCGACAAGUAA
Molecule: messenger RNA, 1731 nt
Organism: Acanthamoeba castellanii str. Neff
Lineage: Eukaryota; Discosea; Longamoebia; Acanthamoebidae
Exons: 9
Coding region: 1-1731 (576 amino acids)
Biological process (GO): G protein-coupled receptor signaling pathway
Cellular component (GO): cytoplasm
Molecular function (GO): guanyl-nucleotide exchange factor activity; G-protein alpha-subunit binding
Source: RefSeq, a predicted model, not a curated record